Messenger RNA from Aspergillus clavatus NRRL 1, 3810 nucleotides. Its product is annotated as transcription initiation factor TFIID subunit TAF2. Bases 1 to 3810 code for a protein of 1269 amino acids. The transcript is spliced from 4 exons. The record is from RefSeq and is a predicted model, not a curated record. Gene Ontology annotation, biological process: transcription initiation at RNA polymerase II promoter. Gene Ontology annotation, cellular component: transcription factor TFIID complex. Lineage: Eukaryota; Fungi; Ascomycota; Eurotiomycetes; Eurotiales; Aspergillaceae. Gene Ontology annotation, molecular function: transcription cis-regulatory region binding; RNA polymerase II general transcription initiation factor activity; chromatin binding.
AUGCCAGGCGUCGUCGAUACGCCCGGCGGGCCUCUGUGGCCGGGGUUGGGAUACACAGUCGCACACCAGAAAGUUGAGCUGGAGGUGGAUUUUGCGAGUCGAAGCCUCAAGGGAAAGACGGAAAUCACGAUGCAUCCGCAUUACAAGGAUCUGCGAGUUAUCCGUUUGAAUUUCAGACAGGGCGAGCUGAAACGCAUAAACGUCAAUGGAAAGGCGCCUACGACCAAAUAUACCGAUCCCUACGAGACUCUUCAGCUGUACGGCCCUCAUUAUCAUCAGCGGUUAUCAUCGAAGAUAGACGGUUUGCUCAAAAGUCCGCCGGCACCAGAUCUCCUCGUUACGAUUCCGAAAAGUGUUCGGAUUGAGGAGCUUGAUCCUUUCUCUCAGGAAGCCCAGGAUCAAAUGACUCUGCGAGCUUCCGGCACCGCCGAAGACACCGACGGACCUCUGAGCUCGAAAGCGGCAGAAACGUCACUCCCACGGUUCUCGGCUCUCACCGUCUACAUCGAGUUUGUGAUUGAGAAUAUUCGAGAUGGACUGCAAUUUGUUGGGGUGGAGAAUGGAGAUAGACGCUAUCCGCAUGCUUACACGACCAACUCGCUCGGUUACGGUGCCGGAUGCCCUCUGUUCCCUUGCGUUGACGACCAUUUAUCUCGCUGUACAUGGGAGAUCUCCGUCAAGUGCCCAUGCUCGUUGGGGGAUAUCUUCGACCGCAAAAGCCGAGACCCGUCUGGAGUCGGUCGGUCAAAAUCGGCACCAGGAGGCAGUCGAUAUAUCUCUCCCGAGGAUGAGACGUUGGACCUCUCAGUGGUGUGCUCCGGAGACAUGACGGAUGAGAUUAUCGACCCGCGGGAUUCCAGCAAGAAGACUGUCUCUUUCGCAUGCAUAACGCCUCUUUCCGCCCAUCAAAUUGGGUUUGCUGUCGGUCCUUUUGAAUACAUCAAUCUCUCUGACUAUCGUGAAAGUGACCAAGACGAGCAGCUAGGCCAGAAUGCUAUUCCCCUACAUGCUUUCUGUCUCCCGGGCAGGGGAGAUGAGGUCAGAAAUACCUGCUUUCCCAUGGCAAUGGCCAUUGACUUCCUCUCUCUGACCUACGGAUCGUAUCCAUUCGCAAGCUACAAAAUGUGCUUCGUGGAUGAUUGCCCCCAAAAUACACUGCCCACUGCAUGCUUGUCAAUAUGCAGCAGCCACCUCAUCUUCCCUGAAGAUAUCAUCGAUCCGAUGUAUGACUCAACGCGUGCUCUUGUCUAUGCUCUUUCGUGCCAGUGGAUUGGUGUCAACAUCAUCCCCAAGGAGCCUGUAGACACCUGGGUCACCGUUGGUGUCGCCUGGUAUAUUACAGACACCUUUUUGAGGAAGCUUUGUGGUAACAAUGAGUACCGAUUUAGGCUGAAACAAAUGUCUGAUCGGGUCUGCGACUUGGACUAUGAACGACCAUCGAUCUACGAUAUGGGAAACAUCUUAAAUCUUGAUCCGUCUGAAAUCGACUUCAUUGCACUCAAGGCUCCUCUUGUGCUGUUUAUCUUGGAUCGAAGGCUGACAAAGGCAAGCGGGAAGGCCACAAUGUCUCGGAUUAUUUCGCGCAUUUUUCUGAAUGCUCGAAUGGGCGACUUACCCAACGGCGCUAUCACCAGUUCGCAGUUUCAAAAAACCUGCGAACGACUCGGUCACGCAAAGCUUGAUACUUUUUUCCAGCAGUGGGUCUAUGGCGCUGGGUGCCCCCGUUUUCAAGCCACGCAGAGAUUCAACAAGAAGAAACUCGUGGUAGAAAUGAUGAUAAAACAGGUUCAGGCCGACCAGCCAAGCACACGUGAUUUGGAUAGGAACACGUUCAUGCGAGACGUCAAGGAAGAGAUUCGAGGCGUUUAUGCUGGGCAUGUUCAGCCAGUCUUCUCCGGCUCCAUGACCAUCAGGAUUCACGAAGCCGACGGUACCCCUUAUGAGCACAUAGUCGAGAUCAAAGAAGGAGUCACCAAAUUUGAUAUUCCGUAUAACACCAAAUACAAGAGACUGAAGCGGAACAAAAGGCAAAAAGAGCGUGCAGCUGCAACAAUAGGUGGCGAUCCCAAUGCAGAAGUCCAGGAGGAUGUAUUGCUGUAUUGUCUUGGCGAUGUACUGCAGACGGAAGAAGAAAUGCAAGAGUGGCGAUUGGCAGAUUGGAGUAAAGAGGACGAGGACCGAAUGGGCCAAGAAUCUUAUGAGUGGAUUCGAAUGGAUGCUGAUUUCGAGUGGAUAUGCAAACUCUCGCUUGUGAUGCCGGGCUACAUGUAUCUCUCUCAGCUUCAGCAGGACCGAGAUGUCAUCGCGCAAUUAGAGUCUCUGCAGUACAUGGCAGCCCAGCGAGAGCAUCCGCUGAUCUCAACCAUCUUUGUUCGAACCCUGAUGGAUCGGAGGUACUUCUACGGCAUUCGUGCAGCCGCAGCACGAGCGUUGGUAAAACAUGCCAAGGAAGAAGUCAACUGGUUAGGCCUCUUCCACUUGGAAAGAGCUUUUCAAGAGUUAUUCUGUCUUCCGGGAUCUCCUAUGACCCGCUCCAAUGACUUCUCGGAUAGAGCCGCAUACGUGCUCCAGUUAGUGAUACCAGAAGCUAUAUCGAAGGUGCGCGACAAUGACGGAAAGACGCCGAUGAGAGUCAAGCGUUUCUUAUAUGACAAGCUGAAGUUUAACGAUAACUCUAACAAUGAGUAUUCGGACAACUUCUAUGUUGCAACCCUAAUGCGGUCAUUGUGCCACGCUAUGCUCGGGAAAGUUGAAUCUCGUUCCGCGGACAUGGAUGAGUUUGACAUGGAACGCAUGCUUGAAGCCCAGGCGGAAGAAGAACUGGAUAAGGCUGCUAUUGCGGAGAUUGAUCGUUACAGGAGAAUGGAUGAAUGGUCCAGUUCGUUUCAGAACGUCUACUCUCGUGCAGCAUUACACUGUCAACGGCAAUUCAUGCAAGCCAAGAUAUUGGACCUUGACAUCAUGCAGUUCUUGCCAUACACACGGGCCGGCACCUACGAUCUUCUUCGUGCAGAUGCUUUUGAGGGCCUUGUCGAGCUCGACAUGUUCAGAAGUCCCGAACUCCUGAGAUGGUUUCUCUUUACCAUGUCCAGCGACUCUUCUCUCUGGUUCAGGAGACGGCUUCACGAUCUGUUUGGCAAGGCUUUGGCACCGGUUGCUUUUGGCCGCGAGCCUGAAAAAGGGGCGUCUGCUAAUAUGGAUAGCCUGAUUAUUGAGCAAGAAUCUUCAACUGAGAUUCGCCAAGCAGAACUGGCCCGGAAACAAACUGUCACUGGAGCUAUCGAGGCACUCAAAAAGGAGAUAUCCGGUGACCAGGCUUUCAAGGAAUGCCUAUGGGCCGCGUGUAACUCACCUGGUAUUGGCAUUUUGGAACUUUCCGAAUUUGCGGAUCUGUGCCGAAUCUUAUAUGACCCAAUUACUUCGGUGAUGGUGUCGUUGAAGUAUCCGCGGUAUUGGAAAGCCAAGCAUCUUGGAAAGGGCCGCAUGCAUUUCUUCCGAUCAACACGAGUCAGAACAAUUCUCACACCAUCAAAGGAUUCUACAGCAAAUGGAAAACGCAAACGCGAGGAGAACGGGAUGCCUCCUCCCGGCCCCCGUAUCACGUUUAAACAGUCAAAACCGGGUCCUAGUACCCCCUCUGCCAAUGCACAUCAGACUCCCAAACCUCUUCCCAAGCUGCAUCUCCCAGCCUUCUCUGCCUCGCCGGCAUCUCAGCCACCGAAGACGCCGGCCACUCCCUCUACCCCGUCAACCCCAAGUGGUGGUGGUGGGCUCAAGUUAAAACUCAAGUUCGGUCAGAAGCCGAAAUAG